Harpia harpyja (harpy eagle) is the source of this 10923-nucleotide messenger RNA. It is a transcript of the gene KIF11, whose product is annotated as kinesin family member 11. Gene Ontology annotation, molecular function: microtubule binding; ATP binding; plus-end-directed microtubule motor activity. The transcript has 24 exons. Gene Ontology annotation, cellular component: nucleus; spindle microtubule. The record is from RefSeq and is a predicted model, not a curated record. Gene Ontology annotation, biological process: mitotic spindle assembly; microtubule-based movement. The coding region runs from base 6369 to 9572 and encodes 1067 amino acids. Lineage: Eukaryota; Metazoa; Chordata; Aves; Accipitriformes; Accipitridae.
GUUGCGGCGAGAAGGGUACCGGGGCGGCCCCGCCGCGUCGCGGGGCUGGGCUGCGCCCGCGAAGGGACCGCGUUGCGGCCCGGCGCGGAGGGAGCGGCCCGCCCGCUUCCUGGUGGCCGGGCUCCGCGUCCCUGCCGGCGAAAGCCAAGACAAAAGGUGGUAUCUCACCUCUGGAAGUUCACAGAACCCUCCUCCUGUCAUAAAAAGGUAGAAAGAUGUGACCUGACAAGUUAGGUAUGGUUAUUUAUGUACCCAGAGAUGGGACUGAAGAUGUAUCGGAAGUGGCUUUAAACUAGUCAGCUUUGGUCAAAUUAGCUGUUAGAAGUGGCAGCACGCUGCUCCAUAUGGUCAACAAAAUCUGUCAGGGAAUUUGGGUAGACAUUCAGCUGCUGGUUUCUACUGAGGUCUGUGCUGCUAUAGAGAUGCUCUUACCAAUACCUGAGCUACCCAGUUUAAAACAUUCAUGUCUACAUCAAGUACACCCACACUUCUGGCCUCAGUUUAGACACAGAACUGUCUCUCAAGUUAACUAACCCUGGUUGGAGCGAGGCAGUUGGUAGUUUUCACCUAAAUUAACUGGUUGGAUUUAGAACUGUGUGGGAGCCUAACUUUAACACAAUAUGUUAACUCCUGUGAAAAUGAAGGAUAUCUUUGCCCUCAUGGGAUUCUAGUUUGAGGCAGUCUGGGGGUUUUUUGGUUGGUUUUUUUUUCCAUUUCCUGGUGUAUGUAAAAGUGAAGACCAGGCUGGAGGGAAAGAGGACAGGAUAAAUGGUAAGAUCUUAAAUCUUGCUUCCGUGCCAUUGCCAGUGCAUUAGAGAGGGUAAUGCCAUUGUGUCUGGCAGAAAGCACACUGCCAGAUGAGUGCCUCUUCAUGAUCUAUCUCCUCCCUCUCUGAAGCAACUGGGGGAUUAAGAGGUUGUGAAUUGAUGUCGCUUUCAUCGAUUGGGUGUAUAGUAGAAAUGCUUCUGCCUUUAUUGUUAACACAAGUUGUAGGCAUGUUGUAUCAGUUAUCAUGUAGGGGUGAAAGCUAUAAAAGUAUACAGAGUUUCAGGCAGUGUAUUCGUUUUUCAGGUCCUGACAGAGUUUGCUAACUUAAUGUAGCCGAAUGUAUAUAUUUAGCUAAUGCUGGCCUGACGUAUAUUUAGCUGCUCUGAUAAAUCCUGCCUUUCCCUAUAGAUCUUGCCUAGGAUAUACACAGGGGCAAUCCUGGGAAAGCGAAGUAGACUGCACCAGCGAAACUGUGGUGGUCUGCUAAUAGUUGCAUUUAAAGCAAGUGCUUCUGCUUCUGAGCUGUGGUGAUGAAAGAUCACACCUCCUCAUGCAUCUAACUGUUGCAGCAGAGGUGUACAAUAGAGGUCACACCUACUGUACUUUACACCUAUUUUAUCCACUGUAAGCUUAUUUAGUGGCUGUUCAAUGGCACUGAUGUUUAGUCAGAGCAGAUUGUGUUCUUAUAUUCUAACCCUUGCCUAUUUCAGUUUAUACUGGCCAAAAUUACACUCAUCCGCUGUUUUGGAUAUCUUUUCCGUGUUUUAAAGAUAUUUUUAAUACGACACCAUCAGCAAAAGUAAAGAGGCCUUACAGUAAAAUCCCUUUCUCAGUGUAGUCCAGCAACUAAGAUUUCUUCCCCAUGAAACUUUCAUUGCUCGUAGACAAUUGGCGCUUUCAGUCCUGCCUUCUUCACCUGCUCUAGUGGAAAAACAGGUGUUGUCCAAAAUACCAAAUGAACUUAAGUAUGGUUUAGAGUAAGUGUGAAAAUGAUUCAAAAAUUCCCAUGAAGGAGCUUUAUGGAGUAGCAGUGUGGAAAUCCCUCUUCAGGAUAUGUGACACAACUGUACAGUGCAGGGAAGGUGAUCCUCAGAGUAAGCAGGUUACAACUAAUUUAGAAUAAAGCCAGUAUUUUAUAUUCCUCUUGAAAGCUAAGAGGCAGCAAGUGUAAAACUCUUAAGUACAGUCUUGAUAUGCUUCUAAUACAAGCAUAUUUUUCUACCAAGCUAAAAUUCUGGAUUAAAUUCAAAUUGUAAUUGUAUAUAAAAGGGCUUUGUAGCAAACUGGCCUCAGGCUGAAAAAAGCAUAGCUUAUGAUUGUUAUUUCAGUCCAAAAUACUGGUGAUUUCAUGACAAGGCAUAUAUGAAAAAAGAUCACCUGUUGACUGCUCUCAGUAUAAAAAUACUGAAUUAAUUACAUUUUAAAAUAUUAAAGUCAAAAGAUAGUGAGAAACCAAGGAGACAUUUCCUGCUGACUUCAGUGAGUCCUAUCAAGUCUAUAUGUUUCCAAUUUUCCCAUACAUUCUUUCUUUUCUUUUUUGGUAAAGGAUGUCAUACAGCUGCAUGCCUUAACUGAAAAUAGGUAAGCAUAUGGAAAAUUAUUAGCUUUACCAUGAGUUAAUUACACAAAUGCAUACACCCCCCUACAUGUGGUGUUAAUUUUUUAUUAUGGUGACUAUAACUAUAAAAAGAUGUAAAAGUGCUACCAUCUGUGUCUCUGUUGGACAGUGAUCUGGCACACAUGAAGAAAAAAGAGAUCUUUUAUUCUGUGUAUUUUCCCUGGUUAGUUGAAACCAAUUCUGUUUUUAAUCAUGCUAUGUAUGCAUUGGGUCCUUAAUUUUUAACAUUAAAGUAGUUAUUUUAUUGCAUCAUAUCUUUCAUUUUUAACGGCGAAAUAAUUAUCCUGUUGCAUUGACUGAAGGAGAGCCCUGUCCUCAGCUGAGAAUAUACCAGUACAGGGUGUGUGAGUCCUUAUUGUUUAAUUUUCUGUAUGUGGACAACACAGAGUUUAGAAUAUUACUGACCAACUGGACAGGCUGUUCAAAGGCUAGAAAUUGCUUUAUGUUUAUCUGAGGUGCAGGUCAUCUCCCCUUUAAUGUGAAUAUGCAAUUAAUCAGUAAAUUUUUCCUAUGUCACUGAUAAUAUUAAACUCUCCACAUGUUCAGUACUGCUCAUACACUGUGUAGCAUGUUGGUAAUCAAAACAGGUGUUACUAAGCCUUGAAGAAGUCUCAUCCAAACUUAUAAUUUGUAUUAAUUAUAUCUCUCCAUUAUUAUAACCUUUCUUAGCUAAUCAUGUUUACUGACAACAAUUGUACUAUUUGUCAGGCCUCCAUACCUAUAAUUACUCAGGUCAUCUGAUAUAAAUCCUAGGAAAACACUAAUUUUUUUUUUUGAGACAUGCAUUGCCUGUGAAUAUCACUAUAAUACAAUGAUUUCUUACUGGCAAGCUUUAGUGAAAAAUUGUCCUUUUGGAUCAGUAAGUGGCGAUUAGUAAUCUCUACCGAAGUCAUUAUGUUGGCAGUUGUGUGUAUUAAUAUAUAUUUUUCUGUAAUGUUUUUGUCUCUCUCUAAAAAAAAAAAAAACCCAAACGUAUUUGUCACAGAUAAUGUACAUGCCUUCUUAAAGGUCAUUCUCCAAACCACUGUUAAGCCUACCCUAAGUAUUGUUUCUUUUUUCUCAUAUUUAUUGCUUGUGAAAUGCUAGCUCCCCGUUACUGAGUUUAUAGUGUAUUAGUAUCUUUAGGCUCUACCUAGUCUAAGAAAAUGUAUGACCUAUGCUAUAUAUUGACCUUGUAAAACAGAGCUGCAGCUAUUAAACUGUAUGCAUUUUUUAAGUUAACUCCAUUACCAGAAGUACACGUUUUCCACUUACCACAGCUAUGGCAAAGGUAGCUAUCAGCUAGAUUCAGCUCCCAGUAAAUAAAUAGAUUUCUCUUGUUUAAAUGCAGGUUUGAAUGAUCUCUUCUUUUCUUUCAUGUUUGUGAGAGACAUGUUUAUAUUUUGAGCAAAAUUCUGACUAAUGCAAGUUACACUUUCAUACUAGAAAAGAACAAACUGGCAGAAAUGGGAAGAAGAGACUUCUUGUGUUCCAUUGCUGCCUUCUUUUGUACAAUCCAUAUGAAGGAGUAUAGAGCAAAUAGUAAAGAUUCAGUAUAUUCGCAUACCUGUAUUUGACUUUUCAGUCUAGCAGUAGCUCCUACACAAUUGUCUGUACAAAUUAUUUUUGCUCUUAGCAUAUAUGGAAUACAAAAAGCAAGUAAGAAUAAGGGUGGUCUCAAUAUGUUUGCAAUGGAUAUCGCUUUUAUCUUAUAUUAAUUUUCCCACUUGGUUAAAUCUUCACUUAACUGAAAUAAAAUGUAGUAUUGUGAUUUUUAGUGUUUCAUUAGAGGAAAAAAAAAUAGCAUGUCUUAGUAAUAUCAACCCACCAAACUCAUUUUGGUUGGAAAGUUAAGCUCUAAGACUGUUAGAAAAUACAGAUUCCUUAGUUGUCUAUGCAUAUAAAUUUUAAGUGUUUUGUUCCAAGUUUUGUCUACAGAAUCAUUGCCUUUUUUCUAGGUUUGAGGCCAAAAGGUUAAAAAUGAAUGUUGUAGGGCAGUAAUUUAUCUGGCAGUUACUAACUUCCAAACGUCUGUCCUUGCAAAGUAUUUUUCUUUUCAUGUAAUAUAUUUAUAUGUUAUAUAUACUUUAAGAUUGUAUUGUUUUCAGUGGCAUACAACCAGUAAAGUCUUAUAUGGAGCAAACGGAAAGUACUUGCUCAGAAAGGCUGGCAAUGAAAAUUGUUAUUAAUCCCUAUAAAGAUUUCAUAGCUCUUGUCCUGUCUCAUCAUCAGUCUGUAUUUAGAAUGGCAGACAAAUUUGUUGAAUGCUAAUGUUUUCUGAAUCAAUUUCUGCUCAGAGCAGACUAGGAAUCCAACACUUCAUGUCCUUUUCUAUAAAAAUAAUGUGUGUAUUUCUCAGAUCCUAUUCUUCAUGCCUAAUAUAAGAUUGAUUGGUUCUGACAUUGUUGUAACUUUUGAGAUAAAUGGUAGAGGAGCAUAAUGUGAUGCUGCUUCAUGUCACUGUCAGAAAAAUUACUGCAAGCCUUAUGGAUUAGGACUCAUUCGUUAUUAACUUUAAGAACUCAUGGAGGCGGUGUAAGUUUCAGAGCAGCCAACUUAGGAAAAAAAAGGGGAGGGGGCAGGGGACACCUGCAAAAUUAUAGAUGGGUAACCCAAAUUUCAGCAACCGGGAAGGCCCUACAACAACAACAGCAAAACGCUGUAGUGCUGUAGGCCAUAACAGGUAGAUGACAGUAUGGCAGUCUGUAGGAGCCAGUGCGGAUUUGUUAAGAACAAAGCAUGUCAAACCAGUUAAAUCUUCUCUAACAUCUGCUUCAUCCCCUCUACCCACAAGGGCUGUUAUCCUGGCGUAGACCUCCACCUUGCAAAGCUUUUAAUACCUUCUCAAAGGAAGCUUUCACAGGGGAGCUAGGGUGACAUAAAUUAAACUGCUAGUGAGAGGAUGCAAACUUGUACUUGGUGAGUGGUUCACGUGAUCUAGCUUCAAAAUAAAAGGAUGGAUGUGUUGCACCCGUGGUGCUUUGUCCUGAGCCUUUAACUAUUUAUGUUCAUUCUGACAUAGGAUUUUCCCAGUAAUUGAGCAGGCAAUACUAGCCUGUACACAUGUCGAAAGUUAGGUGUAGAAUUCAGAGUGAUGUUGAUGAAUUGCACUGCAGACCAACCUGAGUUAAAGCACGCACAACGCACAGAGGGACCAGAGCCGAGCUCUGCAGGCAGGGCCAGUGAAGCGCACUGAUGGGGGAUAGAACCUGCCUGGCCUGGCAGUUCUGCUGCAAACGCGUGGCAAACUGCAGAAGGGCACCGCUGACCAAGGGGAUGGCGAGGUGCCCUGCUGGGAACGGUGACCACUGUGCCCUGCCGUGUACACAGAAAUAUGGUAUUUUUUGUUUAUUAAAUGGGCAAAGUAAUGCUUCCACUCCCUCAGCGUUUGCUUGGUGUUCUCUAAUUUUGAACAUGACAUUUAAAGAAAACGUGGUCUAACUGGAGAGCCAGUGGGGAUAGAAGAAUGUAUGGCCAGAGGGGCUUGACCUGUGAGGGAAGAUUACAUGAGGAAUGUAGUCAUGUGUUUGAGUUACGGCCUAACUGUGGUGGUACUGCUCAAUUUAGGGUUAAACACGAUGCACUGUCCUUUAGGGAGGACCAGUACUCAAUGGUUUCGCUCUGUAGACCUGGUUACUUUGUGUAAACGAUACAGGCUUUGCCAGUGACUAUACCCUCGGAGAAGGAGCUAAAGACUGAUGAAAAGGAAACAUCCUGCCCCAGAAGGCACCAAAGGCCUGAUGAUUGCCAAAGAAGCAUGAACUUGGGGAAAAGUAAAGGCAGCGGGGGGAGAUGGUGACCACCGACUCAAUUCAAGACCUAAAAGACCUACUCCCCCCCUACACUCCUUGAGCAUGGGCUGUAGAAUAAAAGAACACUGUACUUUGAAUUUGAAGCGGAGAAAACCUUAGCCGAAUAGAAAUGGUGGCAAGUAAGUGACUACCAAUAAUGAUUUGGGGGAAGGACUUUGGAAACUAAGUGGGUUUCGCGCCGAGACUCUGCCAUGGCUUCCCUCAGCCUCCAGGGCAGCGGUGGCGCUAAGAAGGAGGAGAAGGGCAAGAACAUCCAGGUGGUGGUGCGGUGCAGGCCUUUUAAUGCCUUGGAACGUAAAGCAAGCUCCUAUGCUGUUGUAGACUGUGAUCAAGCAAGAAAGGAAGUUAGUGUCCGCACUGGAGGAGUGGCAGAUAAGACAUCAAGAAAGACUUACACAUUUGAUAUGGUUUUUGGAGCUCAGGCAAAGCAGAUUGAUGUAUACCGGAGUGUUGUGUGUCCCAUUUUGGAUGAAGUUAUUAUGGGCUACAACUGUACAGUGUUUGCUUAUGGCCAAACUGGUACUGGUAAGACCUUCACAAUGGAAGGGGAGCGGUCGCCCAAUGAGGAAUAUACUUGGGAAGAGGAUCCACUAGCGGGUAUAAUACCCCGUACAUUGCAUCAAAUAUUUGAAAAACUCUCAGAGAAUGGUACCGAAUUUUCAGUGAAAGUCUCUCUUUUGGAAAUCUAUAAUGAGGAGCUUUUUGAUCUUCUGAAUCCUACUCCUGAUGUUGGAGAAAAGCUGCAGAUGUUUGAUGACCCUCGAAACAAGAGGGGUGUAAUUAUUAAAGGUUUGGAAGAAAUAACUGUACACAACAAAAAUGAAGUCUACCAAAUCUUGGAAAGGGGUGCAGCAAAAAGAACAACUGCAGCUACUUAUAUGAAUGCAUAUUCCAGCCGUUCUCACUCUGUGUUUUCGAUUACCAUCCAUAUGAAAGAAACAACAGUAGAUGGAGAAGAACUUGUUAAAAUUGGGAAGCUAAACUUGGUUGAUCUUGCAGGAAGUGAAAACAUUGGUCGAUCUGGGGCAGUUGACAGAAGAGCUCGUGAAGCUGGAAAUAUCAACCAGUCUCUCCUGACACUAGGAAGAGUUAUUACUGCUCUAGUAGAAAGAGCCCCACAUAUUCCAUACAGGGAAUCUAAACUCACAAGAAUCCUUCAAGACUCUCUUGGAGGACGAACGAAAACAUCAAUAAUUGCCACAGUUUCUCCUGCAUCUAUGAAUCUUGAAGAAACAUUGAGUACACUGGAAUAUGCCCACAGAGCAAAGAACAUAAUGAACAAGCCUGAAGUUAAUCAGAAGCUAACAAAAAAAGCUCUUAUUAAGGAAUAUACUGAAGAGAUUGAGCGUCUGAAGCGAGACCUUGCUGCUGCACGAGAAAAAAAUGGAGUCUAUAUUUCCCUUGAAAAUUAUGAAGCCCUUAAUGGAAAGCUGACAGUUCAGGAAGAACAAAUUGCAGAGUAUAUUGACAAAAUCAGCAUCAUGGAGGAAGAAGUGAAAAGAGUCACUGAACUAUUCACAGUUAGUAAAAAUGAACUUGAACAGUGUAAAACAGACCUGCAAGUCAAGGAGAAAGAACUGGAAGAAACACAAAAAGAUCUGCAAGAAACCAAGGUUCAUCUGGCUGAAGAAGAAUAUGUGGUUUCAGUUUUGGAAGACACUGAACAAAAACUUCAUGGCACAGCUAGCAAGUUGCUUAAUACAGUUGAAGAAACUACAAAAGAUGUAUCUGGUCUCCAUGCAAAACUGGACCGUAAGAAGGCUGUUGAUCAACACAAUGCUGUCGUCCAAAAUACAUUUGCAGGACAAAUGAAUGCUUUGUUCAACAAAAUACAAGAUUCAGUUAGUGAAAACAGUUUGAAGCAGCAACAGAUGUUGACAUCUUACACAAAUUUUAUAGGUGACCUCCUGACCACCAGUUCUUCAGCAGCUAAUAUUCUUGCAUCAGUUGUAUCAGCAUCUUUUGCCUCUGUUAAAGAAUUGGUGUCUACUGAAGUUUCUCACGUGUCUGAGAAAAUAACACAACAUGAGAAUCUGUCACUUGAUGGUAAAGCUGAGCUGCUGAGAUUAAUUGAGGAACAUAAAUCUGGAUUAGGAAGAGCAUUAAAUAGCUUGACACCAAUGGUAGAAUUUGUCUUGGGGCUAAACUGUCGGUUUCAGAGUUACAUGAAGAAAUAUUCUGCUGUGGCAGACAAGAUGGAGGGUCAUAAAAAGGAAAUGGAUGCCUUCUUUGGAGAUCUUUCUCUCACCCUGAAAACAUUACGGGAAGAAACAGCCAGUGUUUUUGCUCAGCUUCAGAAUGAUUGUGAGAACUUAAAAGAAGAAGUGGAAAUGACGAGGUUGGCACAUACAAAGAGCACAGCUGAAUUAAUUUUGUCACUGCAAAGCCAGCUUGACCUGUUUGCUCAGGAGACUCAGAAGAACUUAACUAAUGUACUCAUAAAAAAUGGAAGCUUGAAGACCGCCAUUACUGCUGUGCAAGAAAAUGUUCACCUGAAAACUACAGACUUAGUCAGCAGUACAAAUUCCAAUCACAGCAAAUUUAUUGCAUCUCUGGAUGAUUUCUCUCAAGAGCUCAGGAUCAUAAAUGCUGAAAGCAAGAUGACGCUGGAAGAAUCCACUGAUCACUGUCAACAACUUCUUAGCAAUCUCAGAAAUGUGUCUCAGGGUACCGAUAAAUGGGCUGAAUUUACAACUGCUCAGAUAGUUGACUUUACCAAUCAGCAGCUACUGUCCUUCAGUUAUGAGAAACAGCAACUUCAGUGUUUACAAAAGAAAAAUGAAGAAAACUGUGAUAAAGUGAUAGCUGAAAUUGCUGACCAUACUGGUAGACAAAAAGCUGCUGAAGAGAAGGUACUAAAUGGCCUUCUUGAUCAGGUAAAGGUUGAUCAGGAGAUACUUCUGGAGCAGAAGUUGGCACUUAAUGAGGAAGCACAGCAUGGACUGACUCAGGUUAAUGGUUUCCUGCAAGAGGAUCUUAAAGUGGAUAUUCCAACAGGGACAACUCCACAGAGAAGAGACUACUUCUAUCCAGUCACACUUGUGAGAACAGAACCCCGGGAACUUCUACUGGAGCAAUUAAGGGAAAAGCAACUAAAGCUUGAUGCUAUGCUAAACAGUGUGACAAAGGAGGUGGAGGAUAAUGCAGAUCAGGAGCUGUUGGAAGAGGAGGAAGAGUUGCAAGAAUCCAGUGAAAGCCUUGCUAGUGACAAAUCCUUUGUGGAUACAAACAUAUGGUGCCACACAAAUGGGGGCAUUCCCUUUUUCCAGCACAAAAGGAGUCACAAAAAGGAUAAAGAGAACAAAUCUGCAGCUACAGUGGAGAAGAACAAAAUAGAGGAUAUGACAGAACAGUUUCUUCCCAAAUCUAAGCCUCCUUUAAGAGCACUGAACUAAGAUACAUCCACUGCAGAUUCCUGUUUUGAAAUACUUGUGUCUGUCUACUGAGCCAUAACUUUCUUCAGUUAUUCUCGGUCUCUGUAUAUAGCGAUAUGUUGAUGCAAAGUUGGAUCAAAAGAUUGGCCUGCCAGCUGUCCUGCCUUUGUCCAAUUUUUAUAUGCUGUAGCUUGCAAAGUAUUCACAGACUUUUUUAAAAAUUAAAAAAAAAACAAACAAACAAAAAACACAAAACCAAAACCCCCUGCAGAUGGUGGUGCUGUAUGCUUAAAUAUACUUUUAUCUUGUCAAGUAAGAGAUCCUUUUCUGUUUCUCAGUAGAUUUAAAACAGAACAGAAAGGUAUGUGGAAAAAUGCUUUGUCAGCAUUACUAGCUACCAUUUUAUUUUUCCAUUAAUUGUAAAUAAGUGUUGGUUUUGUACCUGCUUUUUAGUCUGAUUUCUGUUUCUAUGAAGUAGAUAGCUGUCUUUUGACUGGGAUACUUCAAAUAAAUCAUUGAUACGUGGAAAAAAAAUGUAUAAGCACCUCCCUCAGAGUAAAACAAGCUUAUGUGACUUUCAUCUUAUAUUAUCAGGUUUAAUUUAGGUGAAACAUUAGCAGCUGUCUUGUAAGUCUUGUGCUGUCAGAAAAGGAUCGUAGAAUGGUUUGGGUUGGAAGGAACCUUAAAGAUCAUCUAGUUCCAACCCCCCUGCCAUGGGCAGGGACACCUUCCACUAGACCAGGUUGUUCAAAGCUGCAUCCAACCUGGCCUUGAACACUUUCAGGGAGGGGGCAUCUACAGCCUCUCUGUGCAACCUGUUCUAGUGCCUCACCACCCUCACAGUGAAGAAUUCCUUCCCAAUACCUAAUCUAAAUCUGCCUUCUUUCAGUUUAAAGCCAUUUCCCUUUGUCCUAUCACUACACUCCCUGAUAAAGAGUCUCUCCCCCCAUUUCCUAUAAGCCCCCUUUAGGUCCUGGAAGGCUGCUACAAUGUUUCUCUGAAGCCUUUUCUUCUCCAGGGUGAACAACCCCAACUCUCUCAGCCUGUCUUCACGGGGGAGGUGUUCCAGCCCCCUUAUCUUCUUUGUAGCCUUCCUCUGGACCCACUCCGACAGGUCCAUGUCUGUCUUAUGUUGGGGGCCCUAGAGCUGAACAAUGUUCAGCUGUGUGAAUAUUGUGAAAGUGUGAAUGGUUCCCUCCCUUGUUUCCUAAUAGACAAUAGCUUUAUUUCAGUAUCUCUUCAGUUUAUGAAAGCCAGUCUCACUACUGGGUUUGGGGGUUUUUUUGUUUGUUUUCAUUAGUUUUGAACCUCACUGUUCUUAUCUUUCUAUUAACCUGCAGCUGUGAUGUGUUGGCUUGGAUAAGAUGUUGUC